Lachancea dasiensis is the source of this 564-nucleotide messenger RNA. The record is from the annotation of a GenBank genome assembly. NCBI's taxonomy places the organism in Eukaryota, Fungi, Ascomycota, Saccharomycetes, Saccharomycetales, Saccharomycetaceae.
AUGUCUAACGAGCAGGACCAGAAGAACACCGGCAGCAAGCUGAAGUUUGUAAAAGAGGGCAAUGCGGACCUGGAGACACAGCAGCUACUCGAAAAACGAGAACGUGCAAGACUGGACACUGACUACAAGACAAAGGAGCGUUUGACCCUACAGGACCAAUUACGGCUGAAUGCAAUUCUGAAACAGGAGGAAUUCACGGCACUGGUCAAGGACCGCAACAGCUUCAAUCGCCUCAGUGUAGAAGACAAGCAGUUUUACCAAGACUUGCAAGCGCGGGCCAGGCAGUCAGACCAGGACAUGGAAGAGUACCUUGCCCGUCAAACACGCGAUUUCGAACGCAAAAAAUCGCAGGUACUAGGAGAAGCUCCCACGAAUCCUGAAGUUUCGCCGUCACCGUCCACCGACUCCACUUCCAAUAUAAAAGUUCCAGCGAAAAUUGUCAAGCCUAAACCGAGAGCGAAGUCAGGCCUCAAGGGUAUCGUUACUAAGAAAAAAAGUGCAAAGGAGCUUCCAAGCCAUCACCUGAAGCUUCUUAGAUGUUAUCUUUCGUUCUCCUAUUCUUGA